UUCAUUCAUCGAUUUGGUGCUGCACUUGGGGCCUCGUCGCCGUUUAAUUUUUAAUAAUUAGUCGUAUUAGAAAGUUGUAAUUAUCCCUUGACAUCAUGGGAGACUCCCUAGAUGGGAGUGAAAAUGCCCCGGAGGCUCAAAACGUAGUUGUAGUGGAUUUCCAAGAUUUUGCGAACUACUUGCGCCGAGCUGCAACGGUACUUUUGCCCGAGGAUGACAUCGUUCCACCGGCGUUGAAUGCUGCACUCGACGACAAAGUGAAUCAAGAUUGCAUUCGGAAAUUCAUUUCGGACCCACAAGUGCCGUCGCUGUACGUGCAGCGAUUUUCACUUAAAGAGGAUGAAAGUGAACAACCAACAGAGGGUGAAGAAGAAAAAGAAGCUGUCUCGUACCAAAUUACCAAUGAGGUACAUUUCACAUCCCCGCAAUGUGCAGCAUUUGUCUGCAUCAAGCGCGGUGCUGUCAUUGAGGCUGACAAGUCCAUCCAUAGUCAGAUGCGUCUCAUCAAUCUCUCUGAUGGUUCCCCUUACGAGACCCUCCAUGCUUUCAUCAGCAAAACCAUGGCCCCGUUCUUCAAAAGUUAUGUUAAGGAGAGUGGCCGAGCUGACAGGGAUGGAGACAAGAUGGCACCUUCAGUGGAAAAGAAGAUUGCUGAGUUAGAAAUGGGUUUGCUACAUCUUCAGCAGAAUAUUGAUAUCCCUGAAAUAACACUUCCAGUCCACCCAUUAGUUGCUGCUGUUAUUAAAAGGGCUGCCGAUGAAGGCCGCAAGCCUCGCGUAGCUGACUUCGGCGAUAAAGUUGAAGACUCCACCUUCCUCAACCAGCUGCAAAAUGGUGUCAAUCGUUGGACUAAGGAAAUUCAAAAGGUUACAAAAUUGGACAGAGAUCCGUCUAAUGGUACAGCUUUACAAGAGAUAUCAUUUUGGCUCAACCUUGAAAGGGCACUUCAUCGCAUCCAAGAGAAGAGAGAAAGUAUUGAGGUUGCCCUAACACUGGAUAUUCUUAAGUAUGGCAAGAGAUUCCACCCUAUUGUAUCAUUUGAUACUGACACAGGACUUAAACAAGCCCUUGCCACAGUCUCAGACUACAAUCCCCUGAUGAAAGACUUCCCUAUCAACGAUUUGCUUAGCGCAACUGAACUUGAGAGAAUUAGACUUGCUGUGCAACAAAUCUUUUCACAUCUACGCAAAAUUCGGUCAACGAAAUAUCCUAUUCAGCGUGGUUUGAGACUUGUUGAAGCUAUCUCACGAGAUUUGGGCCAACAGUUAUUAAAGGUUUUGGGAACUCGUCGAUUGAUGCAUAUUCCAUUUGAAGACUUUGAGCGUGUUAUGACCCAGUGCUUUGAAGUAUUCUCUUGUUGGGAUGACGAAUACGAAAAAUUACAAGGCCUUUUAAGAGAUAUAGUAAAGAAGAAGCGCGACGAGCACCUGAAGAUGGUGUGGCGCGUGUCGCCGUCGCACAAGCGGCUUCAGGCGCGCAUGGAGCACAUGCGGCGCUUCCGCAGGCACCACGAGCAACUGCGGACCGUCAUGCUGAGGGUUUUGCGUCCCCGCGCCGCCGCUGCUACGGAAACGGGCGCGGCGGGUGAACCAGCUCAACCACACUCGCUUACGAUGGACGCUGCAGAUGCUAAUGCCAUCGCUGAGGUGAACUUAGCGUAUGAGAAUGUGAAAGAAGUAGACUGCUUGGACAUCUCUCGUGAAGGAUGCGAUGCGUGGGAAGCGGCCGUGCGACGCUAUGAAGAUAGAAUCGAUCGCGUUGAAACCCGCAUAACGGCCCACCUCCGCGACCAACUCGGCACGGCUAAGAACGCGAACGAAAUGUUCCGCAUCUUCUCGCGCUUCAACGCUCUGUUCGUGCGCCCGCACAUCCGCGGCGCCAUCCGCGAGUACCAGACGCAGCUCAUACAACGCGUCAAGGACGAUAUCGAAGCCUUGCAUGAGAAGUUCAAGGUUCAAUACCCCCAAUCGAAGUGCAGUCGUCUGUCAUUGGUGCGCGAUUUGCCACCAGUCGCAGGUUCUAUAAUUUGGGCCAAGCAAAUUGACCACCAACUAACUGCCUAUUUAAAGCGAGUUGAAGACGUACUUGGAAAGGGGUGGGAAAAUCACAUUGAAGGACAGAAACUAAAGGCCGACGGCGAUAGCUUCCGUCAAAAACUAAAUACUCAAGAAGUUUUUGAUGACUGGGCUCGUAAGGUACAACAGCGCAACUUGGGUGUAUCCGGACGUAUAUUCGCAAUAGAAUCCGUGCGCGCUCGUUCCAGCAAAACUGGCACUGUUCUGAAACUGAAAGUCAACUUCUUACCUGAAAUCAUCACACUGUAUAAGGAAGUACGGAACCUUAAGAACUUGGGAUUUAGGGUGCCCCUUGCGAUCGUCAAUAAAGCACACCAAGCGAACCAACUCUAUCCGUUCGCGAUAUCGCUUAUCGAAAGUGUACGCACUUACGAACGCACGCUCGAAAAGCUAAAUAAUAGGAAUCAUACGAAGAUACGCGACAAGGCUUCUAUCAUUCCGCUGGUAGCCGGCCUCCGCCGUGACGUUCUAUUUCAAGUGUCAGAAGGUAUGGCUCUCGUGUGGGAAUCAUACAAACUGGACCCGUACGUGCAGAAGCUUAGCGAAGUUGUACUUAUCUUCCAAGAAAAGGUGGAAGACCUUCUAGCGGUAGAAGAGCAGAUAUCUGUGGACGCUCGGUCGCUCGAGACGUGUCCGUACUCAGCCCAAAGCUUGGCGGACAUCCUGAGUCGACUGCAGCGGGCAAUUGACGAUCUUUCCCUACGCCAGUACAGCAACUUGCAUCUGUGGGUGCAACGCCUUGAUGAAGAGGUUGAAAAAAGCCUCGCUGCACGUCUUCAGGCCGGUAUCGAGGCUUGGACCGCGGCUUUGCUCGGCAAGACCAAUGAACUGGACCUCUCGAUGGACACGUAUUCACCCGCUGAGCCCACGCACAAACCUGGUGGAGAGCCUCAGAUCGCUCGCGUGGUCCACGAAGUCCGCAUCACAAACCAGCAGAUGUACCUUUUCCCGUCGCUGGAAGAGGCGCGUUUCCAACUCAUGCGCCAGAUGUUCGCCUGGCAAGCCAUCGUCACCAGCCAGCACCGGCUGCAAAGCACCAGAUAUCAAGUAGGAGUGGCGCGUGCGCAAACCGCUACGUACAGAAACUUGCUCACAAAGCUGCCCGGCGGUUCUUCACCUCUAGAAAAUGCCUACGACGCCAUCGAACAAAAGAUAUCGCAAGUGCGUGAAUAUGUCGACGAAUGGCUGCGUUACCAAGCGCUAUGGGAUCUCCAACCGGAAAGCUUGUAUGGACGUCUCGGGGAAGACAUCACCCUAUGGAUCAAGUGUCUAAACGACAUUAAAAAAUCUCGUACGACAUUUGAUACGUCCGAUACCCGUCGCGAAUACGGGCCCGUUGUGAUCGACUUCGCUCGCGUGCAAAGCAAAGUUGCGCUGAAAUACGACGCUUGGCACAAAGAAGUUCUCGGCAAGUUCGGCGCUCUGCUGGGCGGAGAGAUGGUGCAGUUCCACGCAAGGCUUGCCAAGUCCAGAGGACAACUUGAACAGCAAACUAUUGAAGCAGCUUCCACUAGUGAUGCGGUUUCUCUUAUCACUUACGUGCAACAACUAAAGAGAGAAGUCUUGGCUUGGGAGAAACAGGUUGACAUUUACAGAGAGGCCCAGCGUAUUCUGGAAAGGCAACGAUUCCAAUUCCCAGCCCAGUGGCUUCAUGUCGACAAUAUUGAAGGCGAAUGGAGCGCUUUCAAUGAAAUCAUGCGCAGGAAGGAUUCAUCCAUUCAAACUCAGGUCGCAUCCCUCCAACAAAAGAUCGUAGCUGAAGACAAAGCCGUCGAGGCUCGAACUCUCGAGUUCCUCGCUGAAUGGGAACGCAGCAAGCCCACUGACGGCUCCACUAGACCUGAGGAUGCCUUAACUAGACUCCAGGCUAUGGAGACUCGAUACACCCGCCUCAAGGAUGAGAGAGACAAUGUUGCUAAAGCCAAAGAGGCGCUGGAACUGCAUGAUACUGGCAGCUCAGUGAACAAUGAGCGUAUGACGGUGGCUCUGGAAGAACUGCAAGAUUUGCGCGGAGUGUGGUCCUCACUCAGCAAGAUAUGGACACAGAUUGACGACAUCAGGGAGAAGCCCUGGCUUUCCGUGCAGCCUAGAAAACUGAGGCAACAACUGGAAGCAAUGUUAAAUGAAUUGAAGGAGUUGCCAGCUCGGCUGCGUAUGUACGACAGCUACGAAUAUGUCCGCAAACUACUUCAGUCGUAUACUAAGGUCAAUAUGUUGAUCGUUGAGUUGAAAUCCGAUGCUCUGAAAGAGCGUCAUUGGCGCCAACUGUGCCGCGCCCUCAAAGUGGAUUGGUCCCUUUCCGAGUUAACUCUUGGUCAAGUGUGGGACGCCGAUUUGCUACAUAAUGAACACACUGUGAAAGAUGUGGUAUCCGUUGCUCAAGGAGAAAUGGCACUUGAAGAGUUCUUGAAACAGGUUCGCGAAUCCUGGCAAAGCUAUGAGCUAGAUCUUAUCAACUAUCAGAACAAAUGCAAGAUUAUCCGAGGCUGGGAUGACUUAUUCAACAAAGUUAAAGAGCAUAUCAACAGUGUGGCUGCCAUGAAACUUUCCCCGUACUAUAAGGUCUUUGAAGAAGAGGCGUUAACAUGGGAAGAGAAAUUGAACCGUAUCAACGCACUAUUCGAUGUAUGGAUCGACGUACAGCGCCGCUGGGUGUACCUUGAAGGCAUCUUUAGUGGCUCCGCUGAUAUCAAGACUUUGCUGCCAGUCGAGACUAGCCGUUUCCAAAGUAUUAGCUCGGAAUUCCUGGGCCUGAUGAAGAAGGUGAGCAAAUCGCCGAUGGUGAUGGACGUGCUCAACAUCCCAGGCGUACAGCGUUCGCUGGAGCGCCUGGCUGAUCUCCUGGGCAAGAUACAGAAAGCGCUCGGCGAAUACUUGGAGCGCGAGAGAAGCAGCUUCCCGCGUUUCUACUUCGUGGGCGACGAAGACCUGUUGGAAAUCAUCGGUAACAGCAAGAACAUCGCCCGUCUUCAGAAGCACUUCAAGAAGAUGUUUGCCGGCGUCGCAGCCAUCAUUCUCAACGAAGAUAACACUAUCAUCAACGGUAUCGCGUCCCGCGAGGGUGAAGAGGUGUAUUUCACAUCGCCGGUAUCAACGGUAGAGAACCCGAAGAUCAACUCGUGGCUUUCCAUGGUGGAGCGGGAAAUGCGCGUCACGCUCGCGUGUCGCCUCAAGGACGCCGUGGGCGAGGUCAAGCAGUUCAAAGACGGAGACGUUGACGCGCAGAAGUUUAUUGACUGGUGUGACAAAUAUCAGGCGCAAAUCGUAGUUCUAGCGGUCCAGAUCCUGUGGUCGGAGGACGUGGAGGCCGCUCUGGUGGGCGGCGGCGGUGACGCGCUGGGCCGAGUGCUGCAGCACGUUGAACACAUGCUCAACAUCCUCGCUGACUCUGUGCUGCAAGAGCAACCGCCUCUGCGAAGGAGGAAACUGGAACACCUCAUCAACGAGUUCGUCCACAAGCGUACGGUGACGCGACGCCUCAUCGCAUCGGACGUCAACAGCCCGCGAUCAUUCGAGUGGUUGUGCGAGAUGCGCUGCUACUUCGACCCCAGAAACAACGAUGUAUUACAACAGCUGACCAUCCACAUGGCAAAUGCCAAGUUUCUGUACGGCUUCGAAUAUUUGGGUGUCCAAGAUCGCUUAGUCCAAACGCCAUUGACAGACCGCUGUUAUCUUACUAUGACUCAGGCUUUGGAAGCAAGACUUGGAGGUUCUCCAUUCGGACCCGCGGGUACUGGUAAAACUGAGUCGGUAAAAGCUCUCGGCAACCAACUCGGUCGAUUCGUUUUGGUGUUCAACUGCGACGAAACAUUCGACUUCCAAGCUAUGGGAAGAAUCUUCGUUGGUCUUUGUCAGGUUGGAGCUUGGGGUUGCUUUGAUGAAUUUAAUCGUCUGGAAGAAAGAAUGCUUUCGGCCGUUUCGCAGCAAGUACAGACCAUACAGGAAGCGCUCAAGAGUCACCAAGAAGGUGACAAUACUAGCAAAUCCAUAACGGUGGAACUAGUAGGCAAACAGGUCCGCGUGAGCCAAGACAUGGCGAUAUUCAUCACAAUGAACCCGGGCUACGCCGGCCGCUCCAACUUGCCCGACAACCUCAAGAAGCUCUUCCGCAGUCUGGCGAUGACCACUCCAGAUAGGCAACUUAUUGCAGAAGUCAUGCUGUUCAGCCAAGGGUUCAGAACUGCAGAGAAGCUGGCUUGCAAGAUUGUACCAUUCUUCAAGCUUUGUGACGAACAGCUUUCGAACCAAUCUCAUUACGACUUCGGCCUGCGUGCCCUUAAAUCUGUAUUGGUAUCCGCUGGUAACGUCAAGCGUGACCGCAUUCAAAAGAUAAAGGAAAAUCUAAUCGAGCGCGGAACAGAAGUACCCGAUGAAGCGUCAAUCGCAGAAUCACUCCCCGAGCAAGACAUCCUAAUACAGUCAGUAUGCGAGACAAUGGUGCCCAAAUUGGUAGCUGAGGACAUCCCACUGUUGUUCUCGUUGCUAAACGAUGUAUUCCCUAACGUGGGCUACACUAGAGCCGAAAUGACUGGUUUGAAAAAUGAAAUUCGCGCUGUCUGCGCUGAAGAAUUUUUAGUUUGCGGUGAAGGAGAUGAACAUGGCAAUACAUGGAUGGAAAAGAGGCGCAGCGCUGCCUCGCGCGCUCAACACAGCACGUGGAUCGAGAAGGUUCUACAAUUGUACCAAAUCUGCAAAUUGAAUCAUGGGCUGAUGAUGGUUGGACCGUCUGGAAGCGGUAAAUCUACUGCAUGGCGUGUACUACUUAAGGCUUUGGAAAGGUACGAAGGUGUAGAAGGCGUAGCACAUGUUAUUGAUCCUAAAGCAAUGUCCAAAGAAACAUUAUAUGGUGUAUUGGAUCCUAACACUCGUGAAUGGACGGAUGGGUUGUUUACCCAUAUACUGAGAAAAAUCAUCGACAAUGUCCGCGGUGAGAUCAACAAACGUCAAUGGAUCAUUUUCGACGGUGACGUGGACCCCGAAUGGGUGGAAAACUUGAACUCCGUGCUUGAUGACAAUAAGCUUCUUACUUUGCCCAAUGGCGAACGUUUGUCUCUUCCACCGAAUGUGCGCGUCAUGUUUGAGGUGCAAGAUUUGAAAUAUGCCACCUUAGCUACAGUAUCUCGCUGUGGCAUGGUAUGGUUCUCUCAAGAUGUACUCUCAACUGAAAUGAUCUUUGAAAACUAUCUACUGCGCUUAAGAAAUAUUCCUUUAGAGGAUGGUGAAGAGGACUCCUUCAGCAUUGUGAUGGCAGCACCAACAGCUGGUGGAGACCAGAAUGCUACUGAAAACAUCUUAUCACCAGCACUACAGACGCAGCGUGACGUAGCAGCGUUCCUGCAACCGUUGUUCUAUGGCGACGGUUUGGUAGUAAAAUGUUUAGAGCGUGCGGCGACCCUCGACCAUAUUAUGGACUUUACAAGACACCGAGCUUUAUCCUCACUACAUUCUAUGCUUAACCGAGGAGUCAGGAAUAUCCUGGGCUACAAUCGCCAACAUCCCGAUUUUCCGAUCACCAAUGAACAACUUGAGGCCUAUGUCCCAAAAUGGCUGGUCUAUUCCUUGCUGUGGUCAUUCGCCGGCGACGCCAAACUCAAGGAUCGUAACGAAUUGGGUGAUUUUAUAAGAUCAGCAAGUACCAUGCAGUUGCCCAACUGUGGACCCAAUCAACAUAUCAUUGACUUCGAGGUGUCCAUAACCGGCGAAUGGGUGCCUUGGUCCGCGAAAGUGCCUCAGAUUGAGGUCGAGACUCACAAAGUGGCCGCCCCGGACAUAGUCGUUCCGACACUGGACACCGUACGACAUGAAGCCCUUCUAUACACGUGGCUCGCCGAACACAAGCCACUCGUCCUCUGUGGUCCGCCCGGGUCUGGUAAGACCAUGACUCUGUUCUCUGCGCUACGAGCUCUGCCGGACAUGGAGGUGGUCGGCCUCAACUUCUCGUCUGCUACAACUCCAGAGCUGCUGCUCAAGACCUUCGACCACUACUGCGAGUAUAGAAAAACGCCCAACGGAGUCGUUCUGGCGCCUGUACAGCUCGGCAAAUGGCUGGUAUUGUUUUGCGACGAAAUUAACUUACCGGAUAUGGAUCAAUACGGCACGCAACGUGUAAUCUCGUUCUUACGACAGCUGCUCGAACAUAAGGGCUUCUAUAGGGCAAGCGAUCAUUCAUGGGUGCACCUGGAGCGCAUCCAAUUCGUGGGCGCCUGCAACCCGCCCACCGACCCCGGCCGGAAGCCUCUGUCACACAGGCUGUUGCGUCACGUUCCAGUCAUCUAUGUCGACUAUCCGGGAGAAACUUCGCUGGAACAGAUCUACGGUACAUUCACCCGCGCAAUGCUGCGCAUGCAACCCGCUCUGCGCGGCUACGCGGAGCCUCUGACGCAGGCUAUGGUCAAACUGUACCUGGCGUCGCAAGAACGCUUCACACAAGACAUGCAGCCGCACUACGUGUACUCGCCCCGUGAGAUGACGAGAUGGGUGCGCGGUAUAUGCGAGGCUAUCAGACCCCUAGAUAACCUGACUAUAGAAGGUUUGGUGAGACUCUGGGCCCACGAAGCGUUGCGUCUGUUUCAAGAUCGUUUGGUUGAGGAUGCCGAGAGACAAUGGACUGAUGAAAACAUCGAUAAUGUUGCUAUGAGAUUCUUCCCAGGUAUCAACAGAGAGCAAGCUUUAGCUCGGCCAAUUCUCUACAGCAACUGGUUAAGUAAGGACUAUGUACCAGUCCAAAGAGAUCAGUUACGUGAAUAUGUGAAAGCUAGAUUGAAGGUGUUCUAUGAAGAAGAAUUGGACGUCCCAUUGGUUCUAUUCGAUGAAGUGCUGGAACACGUGCUAAGAAUCGACCGGAUCUUCCGCCAACCGCAGGGACAUCUGUUACUCAUCGGUGUGUCGGGAGCCGGCAAGACUACGCUCAGUCGUUUUGUGGCUUGGAUGAACGGACUUAGCAUCUUCCAGAUCAAGGUCCACAAUAAAUACACGGGUGCGGACUUCGACGAAGACUUGCGCUCGGUACUACGGCGCGCCGGGUGUCGCGAUGAGAAGGUGGCCUUCAUCCUGGACGAAUCCAAUGUGCUAGAUAGCGGCUUCUUGGAGAGAAUGAAUACGCUGCUUGCUAACGGAGAGGUGCCUGGACUGUUUGAAGGUGAUGAGUUUGCAGCUCUGAUGACGCAAUGCAAAGAAGGCGCUCAAAGAGAAGGCCUUAUGUUGGAUUCUAACGACGAACUGUAUAAGUGGUUCACUGGUCAAGUAAUGCGCAAUCUCCACGUAGUGUUCACUAUGAACCCAUCUUCGGAAGGCCUAAAGGACCGCGCCGCCACGUCACCGGCUCUGUUCAACCGUUGCGUACUUAACUGGUUUGGAGAUUGGAGCGAUGGAGCACUGUUCCAGGUUGGAAAAGAGUUCACAACGCGAAUGGACCUCGAUUGGUCGGAAUAUGUUCCACCGGAAGAGUUCCCGGCAGCUUGCGGUGAGAUAGGCGCAAGACCAUCGCAUCGAGCUGCGGUUGUCAACGCGUGCGUAUACGUGCACCAGACGCUGCACCGCGCUAAUGCCAGGCUGGCCAAGCGCGCCAACCGCACCAUGGCCAUAACACCAAGACACUACCUGGACUUUAUCCAGCAAAUGGUGAAACUGUACUCGGAGAAACGCGCGGACCUCGAAGAGCAACAACUGCACUUGAACGUCGGGCUGGGCAAGAUUGCGGAAACCGUCGAGCAAGUUGAAGAGAUGCAGAAGAGCCUUGCUGUUAAAUCACAGGAAUUGCAAGCAAAGAACGAAGCCGCUAACGCCAAACUACGCCAAAUGGUGAAAGAUCAACAGGAAGCUGAAAAGAAAAAAGUCGAGAGUCAGGAAAUUCAGGUUGCUCUAGAGCAGCAAACAAAGGAAAUAGAAGCGAAACGCAAGGACGUAAUGGCCGACUUGGCACAAGUCGAGCCCGCUGUCAUCGAGGCGCAAAACGCGGUCAAAUCCAUUAAGAAGCAGCACCUGGUGGAGGUGCGCUCCAUGGGCAACCCGCCCGCCAUCGUCAAGGUGGCGCUCGAGUCCAUCUGCCUGCUGCUUGGCGAGAACGCGACCGACUGGAAGGCCAUCCGCGCCGUCAUCAUGCGCGAGAACUUCAUCAACAGCAUCGUGUCCAACUUCAGCACCGAGGACAUCACUGACGACGUCCGCGAAAAGAUGAAGACCCGUUACCUUAGUAACCCGGAUUACAACUUCGAGAAAGUGAACAGGGCUAGUAUGGCCUGUGGUCCUAUGGUCAAAUGGGCUAUUGCUCAGAUUGAAUACGCAGAUAUGUUAAAACGCGUGGAGCCGCUGCGUAAUGAACUCCAGGCUUUGGAAGACCAGGCGCAAAGCAACGUUAAAGCUGGAAAUGAAGUGCGCGAUCUGAUAGCGCAAUUGGAAAAGUCUAUUGCUUCAUACAAAGAGGAAUAUGCGCAGCUUAUUAGUCAGGCUCAAGCUAUCAAGACCGACCUGGAGAAUGUGCAAGCUAAGGUGGAUAGAUCUAUAGCGCUGCUGAAGAGUUUGGUGAUUGAACGUGAACGUUGGGAAGCCAGUUCAGAGGCAUUCCGCUCGCAAAUGAGUACCAUAGUCGGAGACGUCCUACUUUCUGCCGCUUUCAUAGCUUAUGGUGGAUACUUUGAUCAGCAUUAUCGUCAAAACCUGUUCUCGACUUGGACAACCCAUUUGGCGGCAGCCAAUAUCAAGUUCCGCGCUGACAUAGCUCGCACUGAAUACCUCAGUAACCCUGACGAGCGCCUCCGUUGGCAAGCCAAUGCCCUACCAACCGACGAAUUGUGCGUGGAGAACGCUAUCAUGCUUAAGAGAUUCAACCGCUACCCGCUUAUCAUUGACCCGUCAGGCCAAGCCACCGAAUUCAUAAUGCGUGAGUUUAAGGAGAGAAAGAUUACCAAGACUUCCUUCCUUGACGACUCGUUCCGAAAGAAUUUGGAAUCAGCUCUACGUUUUGGUAAUCCUUUACUGGUGCAGGACGUUGAGAACUACGACCCAAUCUUGAACCCCGUACUGAAUAGAGAGUUACGUCGUACUGGCGGACGUGUUCUCAUCACACUUGGUGACCAGGACAUCGAUCUCAGCCCCUCAUUCGUGAUCUUCUUGAGCACUAGGGACCCAACUGUUGAAUUCCCUCCGGAUAUGUGUUCUCGAGUAACUUUCGUUAAUUUCACUGUAACACGCUCUUCACUCCAAUCGCAGUGCUUACAUCGAGUUUUGAAGGCUGAAAGGCCUGAUAUUGACACUAAACGCUCCGACCUACUUAAACUACAAGGUGAGUUCCAUCUCCGUCUUCGCCAGCUAGAGAAAUCCCUGCUUCAAGCACUUAAUGACGCAAAGGGCAAAAUACUUGAUGAUGAUUCAGUCAUUGCGACACUCGAAACCCUUAAGAAAGAGGCAGAUGAUAUUGGUUUGAAGGUCGAAGAGACAGACAAAGUCAUUGGUGAAAUCGAAACCGUCAGUCAACAAUACCUGCCCUUAUCCCAAGCAUGCAGUAGCAUCUAUUUCACAAUGGAAGCUCUUCACCAAGUGCACUUCCUGUACCAGUACUCUCUCAAGAUGUUCCUCGACAUCUUCAGCACGGUCCUCGUGUGCCCCGGCCUGAACGGCGUCACCGACUACACCGCUAGGCUGAUGACCAUCACUGAAGAGCUGUUCACCGCGGUAUACGAGCGCGUAGCACGCGGUAUGCUCCACACGGAUAGGCUAACGUUCGCAUUGCUGCUGUGCCGUAUCCAGCUAAAGGGCACCGGUGCCGAAGACACUCUGGACCAGCAGUUUGGAGUAUUCCUACGUGGACGCGAGGGUCAUGUGGCGUCCACGCCGACACUCGAGUCUCUGACGAACCAACAGCAUGAAGCCGCUGCUAGAUUGAGCUCCCGGCUGACUUCGUUCCGUCGCUUGCUGGAUAAAGCGGCGUCGCUGCCCGAGUUGUCAGCGUGGCUGGCGCAGGCGGCGCCCGAACAGUGCGUGCCAACGCUCUGGGACGGCGAACCAUCCGCACCGCCUAAACCGCACACGCUCGCUAUGCACCGUCUGCUACUUAUACAGGCCUUCAGGCCCGAUCGCGUGAUAGCAGCGGCGACUCAGCUCGUCGCCUCAGUGCUGGGGCCCGGCUUCAUGGCCAAGGCGGAGACGGAGCUGGAUCUGUCCAGUAUCACGGAGACUCAACUGAACGCCACCACGCCGGCGCUGCUGUGCUCCGUGCCCGGAUAUGACGCUAGCGGUCGCGUGGAUGACAUGGCAACCGAGCUGAACAAGCCACUUUCGAGUAUCGCUAUCGGAUCUGCAGAAGGAUUUAACCAGGCGGAACGCGCCAUCAAUACAGCUUGUAAAACUGGAAGAUGGGUGAUGCUGAAGAACGUCCACCUGGCGCCAGUGUGGCUGGUACAGCUGGAGAAGAAGCUGCACUCGCUGCAGCCGCACCCCAACUUCCGCCUCUUCCUCACCACGGAGAUCAGCCCCAAGCUGCCCGUCAACUUGCUGCGCGCCGGCCGCGUUCUUGUCUUCGAGCCUCCUCCUGGUAUCCGCGCCAAUCUGCUAAGAACCUUCGCUACCGUGCCAGCAGCUCGAAUGAUGAAACAGCCAUCUGAACGCGCUAGACUUUACUUCCUACUGGCGUGGUUCCAUGGAAUCGUGCAAGAACGCUUACGCUACGUACCGUUAGGCUGGGCCAAGUAUUACGAGUUCAACGAGAGUGAUUUACGUGUGGCUUGCGACACGCUCGAUACAUGGAUCGAUGCCACUGCCAUGGGUCGUACCAACUUGCCUCCAGAGAAGGUCCCGUGGGAGGCGCUGGUGACGCUGCUGUCUCAGUGCAUCUACGGAGGCAAGAUCGACAACUUGUUCGACCAGCGCUUGCUGCACUCCUUCCUGUGCAAGCUCUUCACUCCGAGGUCUUUCGAGGCUGACUUCGCUCUUGUAGCUAACGUGGACGGGGCAUCUGGAAACCAGCGCCACAUCACGAUGCCAGACGGCAACAGACGUGACCACUUCCUCAAGUGGAUCGAAGAGCUUUCCGACAGACAGACUCCGUCCUGGUUGGGACUGCCCAAUAAUGCUGAAAAGGUUCUCCUAACAACCCAAGGCAGCGAUCUGGUAUCUAAGCUCCUGAAGAUGCAACAGCUUGAGGAUGAAGAGGAACUGGCGUACAAUGCCGCGAGUCAAGACCAUGAUCCCAAUUCUAUUGUAGUGGUAGGCGACGGAAGACCAGCCUGGAUGAAGACGUUGCACCAAACCGCUACCAGUUGGUUGCAGCUGCUACCGCAGGAACUACCGACCCUACGUCGCACGGUGGAGAACAUCAAGGACCCGCUGUAUCGUUUCUUCGAGCGCGAGGUGGCGGCCGGCGCCUCGCUGCUGCAGCAGGUGCUGCACGACCUGCGCAACGUCAUCGCUAUCUGCCAGGGGUCGAUGAAGCAGACGAACGAGACGCGCUCGAUGGUGGGCGCGCUGGUGCGCGGCAUGCUGCCGGCGGGCUGGCGGCGCUACGCCGUGGCGCGCGGCUGCACGGUGCAGCAGUGGGUGGACGACUUCGCGCGCCGCGUCGGCCAACUGGCGCACGUGUCGCGCACCGUCGCCGACCAGGGCGCCAAGCGGCUGCAGAGUAUCCCCGUGUGGCUUGGUGGGCUGCUGAACCCGGAGGCCUACAUCACCGCGACGCGGCAGUGCGUGGCGCAGGCCAACUCCUGGUCACUCGAGGAACUGAACCUGCAGGUGACGAUUCCGGACCCCGGCACGCCGGCAGAGAACUCUCAGACGGAGUGGUCGUUCUCGGUGACGGGGCUCAAGCUGCAGGGCGCCACCGUCAAGGGCAACCGCUUGCUGCUCACCAACACCAUCAUGGUGGAUCUGCCUUUGACCGUGCUCACUUGGAUAAGAGGCGCGGAACCGGCGAGCGCGGGUCAGACUUUGACACUGCCCGUGUACCUCAACAGCGCGCGUUCCGAACUACUGUUCACCGUACGCCUGCCCAUCGCGGCCGGGCAGGAACCGCACGCGUUCUACGAGCGCGGCGUGGCGCUACUCACCUCCACUGCGCUCAACUAAGGCCCAUCGUGAUCAACUAACCCCUAUCGUGAUCAACUAAGCCCGUCGCAUUCAACUGCAGCUUUUAUAAAUUCUCUCGCUAAAUAAUAUUCAACCACUUCCCAGUUACAUCCCAGAAUUACAAUUUAAUGUAUUUUAAAGUGCACGUAAUUAAUAAAGUGUUAUUAAAUUAUAUAAUUCGUCACUAGUAUAUGAUAUAAGCAUAUAUUAUGUAUUAUUUAUUCAAGAA
Maniola jurtina (meadow brown) is the source of this 14358-nucleotide messenger RNA. It is a transcript of the gene Dhc64C, whose product is annotated as dynein heavy chain, cytoplasmic. NCBI's taxonomy places the organism in Eukaryota, Metazoa, Arthropoda, Insecta, Lepidoptera, Nymphalidae. The coding region runs from base 96 to 14129 and encodes 4677 amino acids. The transcript has 96 exons. Gene Ontology annotation, molecular function: ATP binding; dynein light intermediate chain binding; ATP hydrolysis activity. Gene Ontology annotation, biological process: microtubule-based movement. The record is from RefSeq and is a predicted model, not a curated record. Gene Ontology annotation, cellular component: dynein complex.